UGUGUUUAGUCCGAGAUGAUCGAUCGUGUCUCUCUGGGAUACGUUUUUUUAAAUGACCGUUCAGCUGGAACAAACUGCUUUUCUGGCGCACAACGACAGCCCGAUCUAUUGGUCCAGAGGCGCGCAGUGUCAGCGCGUGACGCACGCGGAGCGCCUAUCCGCGGCCGGCACACUGACACCUGGCGGUUUCUUCUCCUCCCGAGUCCUGAGUCCCACACUUUGCUCCAUCACGACUGCUCCGGUUCCUCCUCUGCAGUGCGGUGCGCGGACUCUCCGCUGCGUUUUAUGGAAACGGACUCCGCGCGUCCUGUCGUGGUCAUGCUUCCUCCAAAAAACUGCCUGCCGAGGAACUACAGCUGUAUCGCCGGACUGUUCGGGAGCUUGGCGGCGGCCAACCCGCGACUAGAGGAUGAGGAGAAUUACGACAUAAUGAACGGAACCUGCGAGCCCGUGGACAGCCCGGUGGUGGAGGAGAGACCGCGCAGCCGAGAGGUCUUCCUGAAGCCGCCGACCAGUCCGAACCUGCGGCGGAGGUGCAAAUCCCUCCCAACCCCCUCAGAGAGAGGAAAGUUAGAGCUGUGCCGCAGCCGGAGCCCGACGAGCCAGAAAAAGGUCCGGUUCGCAGACUCUCUGGGCCUGGAGCUCAUUUCGGUGAAGCAUUUCGACGACACAGACGAGCCGGAGGUGCCGCAGCGCAUUUUGGCCAAACUCCCCAAAGGACCUAUGCACUUGAACCACUUGGACACUAAAUUCCCCCGAGCCCCGACGCAGUCUGUGUUCAUGGAACUGCAGUUCACCAACCCGGGCACACUGCCGGGCUUCGAGCAGAAGGUGAGAGAAGUGAGAGUGAUGCUCGAAAGCGUCCAGGCCGACGAAUUCAGCCUGUCCGGCUUCGUGCGCGUGCUGAACCUCGCCUUCGAGAAGAGUGUGUCUUUACGGUAUUCCCUCAACAACUGGAUAACCUUUAUGGACAGUUUGGCGUCUUACGUGCCCAACUCGAGCGACGGCGUCACGGACAAGUUCUGCUUCAAGAUCGUCAUGCCCACUUUUCUCGACAGCGGCGGCACGCUGCAGUUCGCCAUUAAAUACUGUGUGGACGGACACGAGUUCUGGGACAACAAUCAGGGCCACAACUACAAAGUGCGCCGUCACAGGUUGAAGAUGUCUCCGCCGCGGGAGUGGGAGAACGGCUGGAUCCAUUUCAUCUGAGCGGCACAUUGACGCGCGUAAUCCGUGCGUAAAUUUUCCUCCAUCUGGUACCUUAACGACGAGUGUAGCCUGUAACGAGUUUUGCGUUUUCUGCUGUUGUCAGUUGCAGACUGUCUGCAUUCCAUCCUCUUUCACAAUAAUUGUCUCACACACUGAACGUGGGAUGCGAUUAGAUAAUUAGCUUUAUUGACUGGAUUAACAGUUCGGUGCCCACUGGAAUGGCGCGUUCUCGUUGUGUAAUAUGAUUCAGGCACUGUGGAGAAAAAAAAACACAAAUGUCAGCUCAGGCAUGAGUGAUCAUUCCAGGAGAUGCUUCAGAUAUUUUUCUACAGUGAUGUUAAAGGGGUCAUAUUGUGCAACAUUGCUCUUAAAAUGAUUGGAGUUAUGUGAUAAAUAUCUUCAAAAGGUAACGUUUUUUCUGACUGUUUGUAGAAAUGAUCUGACUACAAGCAAAAAAAAAAAGUCUGAAAUGUUUCAUUUUAGGCAGUAAGUUAGCUUAGUGGUUCACACUGUUGCCCAACCUGGUCUCAUGGCAAGUUGUGCUUCAGCAGCACGAAAUAUACAUUAAUCUAU
Molecule: messenger RNA, 1782 nt
Organism: Thalassophryne amazonica
Lineage: Eukaryota; Metazoa; Chordata; Actinopteri; Batrachoidiformes; Batrachoididae
Product: protein phosphatase 1 regulatory subunit 3E
Exons: 1
Coding region: 16-1209 (397 amino acids)
Biological process (GO): regulation of glycogen biosynthetic process
Cellular component (GO): protein phosphatase type 1 complex
Molecular function (GO): protein phosphatase 1 binding; glycogen binding
Source: RefSeq, a predicted model, not a curated record